Guyanagaster necrorhizus is the source of this 876-nucleotide messenger RNA. RefSeq lists its product as uncharacterized. The transcript is spliced from 2 exons. Gene Ontology annotation, biological process: methylation. The record is from RefSeq and is a predicted model, not a curated record. Gene Ontology annotation, molecular function: methyltransferase activity. Bases 1 to 876 code for a protein of 291 amino acids. NCBI's taxonomy places the organism in Eukaryota, Fungi, Basidiomycota, Agaricomycetes, Agaricales, Physalacriaceae.
AUGUUGACCGGAUCUCCUGGCCGGGACUCUUUUCAGAACAACUUUUGGCUGAGAAAGACGAAGGCAGUGAUGAAAGAGAUGAAUACGGUGACACAGUGCAUUCCAUCGGCUGCAAGGGGAUCGUUGCGCUUUCUGGACCUUGGUUGUUGUCCCGGUGGCUUUACUGCCUACAUCCUUGAGAAGAACAAGAUCGCUAGAGGCCUCGGAAUCUCCCUGCCUACAGAAGACGGUGGAUACGCUUAUUGCCUGGAUAACCGUCUACGCCGACAGACAUUCGUUCCCCACGACUUGACGAAAUUCCAGCUCUCGUCAUCGGUUUCGGCCACCGGCACAAAUUUCAAAGCUGUUCCUCGGGAUAUUGAAAAACGUCAAUUCGACCUCGCCAUCCUUGGUGCUAGCCCACUUUCCAGCUGGCGUGCGAACCGGGAUAGCGACCUUCUCCUUGUGUCACAGCUUGUCCUGGGGUUGCAGGGGGUCAAAACGGGUGGGACUAUCAUCGUGCUGCUACAUAAUCCCGAGUCAUGCCAGACAGCGAGGGUGUUAUAUCUCCUUGACAAGAUAUCGAAGAAGCUCACUGCGCACAAACCGACGUCUGUGCACAGUGAUCGCAGUUCGUUCUACGCCAUAGCCCAGGGGGUAGGGCUCGGCAAAGGAGAGGAGGUCACGAGGAAUGCGUACCUUGAUGGGCUGAGAAGACUGUGGUCUGAGAUGACACGGGAAGGGAGGAAGAUGGUGGAGGAGGAUUUGGAUUUCAUCGUUACCAUGGAUGAGGUUUCGAGGUCGUGUAUCGCCUGGUUGGUGGAACUGUGUGGUAAGAUUUGGGAGAUACAGCUGCGAGCGUUGGAAGUGGGUAUGGAGAGGGAUCUAUCUUUCUGA